GAGUUGAGGGCGGGGUGUCGUUCCCUUUCGCUGAUGCAAGAACCUAGUGCGGUGGUGGGAGAGGUGUCGGCAGGAGCAGCGCUGCCGCCAGGACCUGGGGCUGACCCGUCCGACUUCCCGUCUUUGCCGAGCCCACUCGAACCGCAGCCAUGUCCGGGGACGAGAUGAUUUUUGAUCCUACUAUGAGCAAGAAGAAAAAGAAGAAGAAGAAGCCUUUUAUGUUAGAUGAGGAAGGUGAUGCCCAAACAGAAGAAACCCAGCCCUCAGAAACAAAAGAAGUGGAGCCAGAGCCAACUGAAGACAAAGAUUUAGAAGCCGAUGAAGAGGACAGUAGGAAAAAAGAUGCUUCUGACGACCUAGAUGACUUGAACUUCUUUAAUCAAAAGAAAAAGAAGAAAAAAACAAAAAAGAUAUUUGAUAUUGAUGAAGCUGAAGAAGGUGUAAAGGAUAUGAAGAUUGAAAGUGAUGUUCAAGAACUGGCUGAACCAGAGGAUGACCUUGACAUUAUGCUUGGCAAUAAAAAGAAGAAAAAGAAGAAUGUCAAGUUCCCAGAUGAGGAUGAAAUUCUAGAAAAAGAUGAAGCUUUAGAAGAUGAGGACAGCAAAAAAGAUGAUGGUAUCUCAUUCAGUAACCAGACAGGCCCUGCUUGGGCAGGCUCAGAAAGAGACUACACCUAUGAGGAGCUACUGAAUCGAGUAUUCAACAUCAUGAGGGAAAAAAAUCCAGAUAUGGUUGCUGGAGAGAAAAGGAAAUUUGUCAUGAAACCUCCACAGGUCGUCCGAGUAGGAACCAAGAAAACUUCUUUUGUCAACUUUACAGAUAUCUGUAAACUAUUACAUCGUCAGCCCAAACAUCUCCUUGCAUUUUUAUUGGCUGAGUUGGGUACAAGUGGUUCUAUAGAUGGUAAUAACCAACUUGUAAUCAAAGGAAGAUUUCAACAGAAACAGAUAGAAAAUGUUUUGAGAAGAUAUAUCAAGGAAUACGUCACCUGUCACACAUGCCGAUCACCCGACACAAUCCUGCAAAAGGACACCCGACUCUAUUUCUUACAGUGUGAAACUUGUCAUUCUCGAUGCUCAGUUGCCAGCAUCAAAACCGGCUUCCAGGCUGUCACGGGCAAGCGAGCACAGCUCCGUGCCAAAGCUAACUAAUUUGCUAAUCACCACUGAUUUUGCAAAGUGUGUUGUGGAGAUUUGGCUGGACAGGUUUACCAUCAGAGUGGAUAUACCAUUGUAUUAAAAACAAGAUAAAAAAGCUGCCAAGCUCUGGCGUGUGGCUGGUUGGUCUGAAAUCCUUGCAAGAUGCCAAUGCUCAAGCUGUUGACAUACUCAUUGCCUCCUUUAACAACUGUCAGAGAAACAUGAUGGGUAAGGCGGUGCUUUUUUAAAAUCGUUCAUAGACUUCUGUAAAAUGCAAGAUAAAUUAAAGUUAUUAUAACAGUGAUUCUUUCAA
Molecule: messenger RNA, 1452 nt
Organism: Pteropus alecto (black flying fox)
Lineage: Eukaryota; Metazoa; Chordata; Mammalia; Chiroptera; Pteropodidae
Gene: EIF2S2
Product: eukaryotic translation initiation factor 2 subunit beta
Exons: 9
Coding region: 150-1151 (333 amino acids)
Biological process (GO): translational initiation; formation of translation preinitiation complex; formation of cytoplasmic translation initiation complex
Cellular component (GO): eukaryotic translation initiation factor 2 complex
Molecular function (GO): mRNA binding; translation initiation factor binding; translation initiation factor activity
Source: RefSeq, a predicted model, not a curated record